AUGGUGGGUCGAGCGUCCGUCUGGCCAAGCUGGCCCGUCGACCCGGGGCGGUCGGCGGGGCCGGCGCCUCACCGGCCGCCGCGGGGCGCCAUUACUCGCACACGCGUGCCCGGCUCAACGCGGGCCGGCGACCGACUGACGCCCAGUUACUCGCCGCCUUGCCGCCUCGCCGCCACAGACCUACAAACAACAGGACAUGCCUCCACCGCGCCACCGGCCACGCGCUGUGGAUCUCUGAUAUUUCCCUCAUCGGUACACGCACUCACACAUUGCACUCACCCGCCCGGCUACUCACGAGUGUGCGUAAACAUCGCACGAAAGCUCGCCGCUUCGUCACGGGUGCAAAUAAGGCUUCGGAGGCGCAUCCACGCGUUCUUAGUUUCAGGUUCGUCACGCAUGCGCUGUAAAAACGUCUUCUGA
Molecule: messenger RNA, 420 nt
Organism: Parnassius apollo (apollo)
Lineage: Eukaryota; Metazoa; Arthropoda; Insecta; Lepidoptera; Papilionidae
Source: the annotation of a GenBank genome assembly